Messenger RNA from Pocillopora damicornis (cauliflower coral), 2249 nucleotides. RefSeq lists its product as uncharacterized. The record is from RefSeq and is a predicted model, not a curated record. Lineage: Eukaryota; Metazoa; Cnidaria; Anthozoa; Scleractinia; Pocilloporidae.
AGCGAAUCUAAGGAUGAUGUAAUGCACUCGAUUCAAGGUUACUCAGCCGUGACAGAUAUUUUUAUCUUUUAUUUUCUUGUCAAGAAUUAAAAGAAUAAUACAGCUGAUGUUCUGUUCUUAACAAGAUGACCAGGUUGUGGCUUGCUUCAGCGACUUUGCUUUGCUUCGCGGUCACGGUCCUGAAGUGUGAGGAGCUAAACAGUUACGAAUCAGGCAGACCAGACAGAAGCGUACCAGCCGUGCAACAAAUCUCUCGUCUGGAUGAUCUCCGGAGUCAAAUCGCAAAGCCCAACAAGGGACAAGAAAAAAAGGGUAAAAAUAAUAAAGUUAAUGAUCACAGUGAUGAUGACAAAAAGGCAGACAAUAAACAAGAAGUUAAAAUCGAUGAUAAGAAGGAAGACAAAAAUGAAGCAAAAGAAGUUAUCAGAGAAGAUAAACUGACGAAUAAACAAGAAAAGCAAGAUGACAAACAAGGAGAAAAAAAUGAGGACAAAAGUAAUAAAAAAGAUGAUGAAAGCAAAGACAAAUCAGAGAAAAGCGAUGACAAAAAAGAAGAACAUGCAGAAGACACAGAAGAAAAAAACAAUAAGCAAAAGGACAAAGACAGCAGCCCUGAUGAACAGAAGAAAGACGAGAAAAAGAAAGACAAUAAACAAUCCGCUGGCAUACCCAAGAAAGACAAGGCCAAACCGAGCCUUAAAAAGCAACAGGAUAAAGCAGCGACCACUCCAGUUAAAAAGCCCGCACCAGUGGCAAGGCCCCCCCUGCCCCCUCGUCCCGCCUAUCCACAACCACGAUACCAACCUUAUCAGCAGUCUUACAACGCGUUUCAGUCCCCUAUGUCUCCUAUGUCUGCCAUGGGCGGAGCAUGUUUAGCGCAAUGUUGGAAGAAAUGCACACCUAUCUGUAUUCAACACAGGUGUUGCUUACCUGGGAUGAACAAUUAUCCAAUGCCUGUUCCUCCACCCCCCGCUAUUUAUCGUCCUCCCCCACCCCCACCUCCCCCACCCAUGAUGAUGUAUCCUCCACCUCCCCCUAUGCCUUCAGUCUACUCUCAAAUGACCUGCCAGCCCUCUUGCGCUCCAGCUUGCUGCAUGCCACCAAUACCAGCUCCUCCUCCACCGCCGCCGCCGCCGCCGCCACCCCCUCCUCCACCUCCACCACCACCUCCUCCGCCAAGACCCGUCUUACCCCGUCCCAAUCCAUCAUGUAAUCCAGCAUGCGCUCCUCAAUGCUGCAUGCCGGUAUCAUACCCAGCACCCUACCCUGCACCGAUGCCUUACCCCGCUCCUUCGCCCCCUGUAAUCGCAAUGGGAUCCCCGGUUCAAAGCGGAUGUUCAUAUCCUAGUUAUCCUGGAUAUCCCUGUGUAAGCAGUCCUGGAACGGUAGCACCCGUAGUGACCCCGAAACCUGCCACUCCAAAGAAACUAUGUAAGCCGAUCUGUCUCAAGUUCUGUCUGACAGUCUGCCCUCAGGAUUGCUGCAGUGCUAAGGUGACAGGUGUGCAAGUUGUUAAACCGUCAACUUCUGUUACUGCAGUAGCCACACCAUCCACUUCUUCAUGCCCAGCAAGUUGUGCUCAAAUAUGUGCAACUCCGUGUCCUCAGAGCUGUUGCUUACCCACAAGCAAACCCGCUAGCACAGCAGCACCAGGCUCCACUAAGCCAGCUUCUUCAGCAGUAACAGCCCGGCCAACAGCUACCCCAACGUCAAAGAAACCAAAGCCUGUUUCGUGCGUGGCGCCGGCCUGCUCUCCUCAGACGUGCCUGCCAUCGUGUCCCAAACCAUGCUGUACUAAGAAACGCUUUCAUGAUAUGGAACUAGUUGCGGGAUGCCCUCGUGUUUGCUUUUCGAGUUGUGAACAAGUAUGUCCCAGGCGCUGCUGUGGUCCUCACCCACCAAUUAAAGCUACCAUCAACCACAGACCUAAAAUCAAUGACAUCCCCCAGUCCCCAAGAUGCCCGAAGAUAUGUGCUGAUGUAUGCGCUCUAGAGUGUCCCCACAGGUGCUGUGGCCCUGGCUCCAUGAAGAGGGCGUUUAUUUCAAGACCGUUCCCUCGUUUGGCUUACAUGAAAAAUCAGUAUGCAUUUAAUCAGAAAAGACACCAAGUACCGGUGUCGCGAUUCAAUAAUCCACGACGAUUUGGACUGAAGAAGAAACGAAACACCAUUCACUAACAGACAUUGAGUGCUGGCUUGUCUAUAAUAGGCCUCGAUGGUUAUGCUCGACGAUGGCUUUGGCUGAGAGAA